AUGCAGGCUGCAGGUGGCUGCAGGUCUAAAUCCUGAUAAUAGGAUCAGAGUCGCUCUGAGGCACUAAGCCGUUUGCAGGGUGAGGAAGGGUUCUGUCGACUGGACCCGGGUAGGACGGGAACCGGCGCUGACUCCACUGGGACAGGCUGACCUUUGAACCAGAGAGGCCCUCAGAUCACGAACUUCUGGGUUCUGUUCUGGUUCUGUGUGUGCAGGGACCAUGGAGGCUGAGGACCCGUCUCCUCUGCACCGAUUCGUCGUGGCCAAACAUUCCAUCGGAUCCAUCUUCGACCAGCUGCUGGAGUUUGUGAGGACCGGUUCUGUCUUUGUGGACGAGGCCGUCCAGAACCAGGAUCUGGGUCCGGUGGCUGUGGAGGAGCACAGUCUGGAGAUGCAGAGCUGCGCCGCCAAACUGGCCGCCAUCAGAGAGGUUCUGCUGAGGAGACACAUGAAGGUGGCCUUCUUCGGGAGAACCAGUAACGGGAAGAGCACCGUCAUCAACGCCAUGCUCAGAGAGCGGGUUCUGCCCAGCGGCAUCGGACACACCACCAACUGCUUUCUGAGCGUGGAGGGAACCGACGACCACGAGGCAUACCUCACCACCGAGGCGUCCGACCACAGACGCAGCGUCUCGACGGUGAACCAGCUGGCCCACGCGCUCCACAUGGACCCAAGGCUGGACUCUGGCAGUCUGGUUCGAGUGUUCUGGCCCAAGAGUCGCUGCACGCUUCUGAGAGAUGACCUGGUUCUGAUGGACAGUCCAGGGACAGACGUCACCCUGGAGUUGGACAGCUGGAUCGAUAAGUUCUGUUUGGAUGCAGACGUCUUCGUUCUGGUGGGGAACGCAGAGUCGACGCUGAUGAACACGGAAAAACUUUUCUUUCACAAAGUGAGUGAACGCAUCUCUAAACCAAACAUCUUUAUCCUUCACAACCGCUGGGACGCUUCGGUGACGGAGCCCGACUACAUCGACCAGGUAAGGAAGCAACACAUGGACCGCUGUGUGAGCUUCCUGUCGGAGGAGCUUGGGGUGGUUGGACCGGAAGAGGCAGCUGGGAGAAUCUUCUUUGUGUCGGCCAAGGAGGUCCUGAGCUCAAGGACACAGCGGACACAGGGCAUGCCUGAGACAGGUGAAGCAGGUGGCGCUAUGGCAGAAGGUUUCCAUGACCGGCUGAGAGAGUUCCACCUGUUUGAGAGGACUUUUGAGGAGUUCAUCUCUCAUUCUGCGGUCCGAACCAAGUUCGAACAGCACACGGCGAGGGCAUGGCAGAUCACAGAGGCCAUCAAAGCAGUGAUGGACGCCAUCAACAUCGCCUCAGCUGACAGGAAGAUCUGCUGCCUGGAGGAGCGAGAGGAGCAGCGGGAUCGGCUGGACUUUGUCAGAGGACAGAUGAGCCGUCUGAGUGACAACGUGAAGGACCGAAUCAGAACACUGACAGAUGAAGUUGCUGCCAAGGUUGCCAUGGCGCUGUUGGAUCAGAUCCAGUCACUUCCUGUUCUUGUUGAGGAGUUCAGAGCCGACUUCAGCCCGACACCAGAAACUCUGCAACUCUACAAAUCUAAGCUGGUGCAGCACGUGGAGGAGAGGCUCGUUGGCUGUUUGGCUCAUCGCUGUUCUCUCAGCAUCUUCAGAGAUAUCCGAGAAGCGCAGAAACACAUGAUUGACAGCGUCCGUCCCCUGGUGUCUCUUUCUGUCCAGCAGCAGCUCUCUACUCCAUCCUCCUCUUUCGAGAUGACCUAUGACCUCACUCUGGCCGCCCUCUGUGCCGACUUCAGGGAGAACAUUGACUUCCAGUUUUCUUUGGGUUGGACCGCCCUCGUCACACGCUUCAUUGGAGCCACCAAUGCUAAGCGGGCAUUGAGUGGCGGCGAGCGUGGCCUGAAGGUAAGCUCACUUUCAGGUGGUAAAGGCUUUCUGAUGAAGCAACCGGCUCAAAGGAUGCUGCUCUGUCCGCAGGAAGGACCAGCGUUCAAGGAUGAAGUGCUUGUUUCCGUAGCAACGGGCUUAGUCUCUGUCACCUCCAGGGCAUCCAUGGUGGUUCUGGUGAUUGGAGGUGUGGUGUGGCGUUCUGUGGGCUGGCGUGUCAUUGCCCUGUCCAUCUCCCUGUAUGGACUCCUCUACCUGUAUGAGAGACUCACCUGGACUGAUGCUACUAAGGAGCGUGCUCUGAAGAAGCAGUUCACGGAGUAUGCGGCUCUGCGCCUCAGAGCGGUCGUCUCCGUCACCAGCUCCUCUUGCAGCCAACAGGUGUACAAGGAGCUGACGGCCACCUUCAACCGUCUGACGCAGAGGGUGGACCUGAGCGAAGCUGAGUUGGAAGGAAGCAUCCGUCAGCUGACCUCCAGGAUCCAGAAACUAGAGAAGACCCAGAGGAAGUCCAAGGCCUUUAGGAACCGAGCCACGGAGCUGGAGGCCCAGCUGGAGGCCUUCUCUGCUCGGUACCUGCAGGUGGACUGAGGGAGCAGAACCAACCGGGUCGCCUUCUUCACAGCAGGAUCCUAACCAGCGGUUUGGACCCAUCUCUCAGAACCAGAUGUUAAUCUGAUGGUGCUUCAGAACCAGCUUCACCUGCUGAGGAGUUCCAGGCUCUACAUCCAGUUGCCGUGACAACAGAGGACCUUGAGGACUUCUGCUUGAUCAAUCAUCUGUUUAACUGAUGGUUCUGAGUAGAAGAGCAGAUGUUUUAGGUUUUCUAUCAUUUUGGAUGUCUCUGGUUCUCUCUGGUAGAACUCACACUGAUCCGGUUCUGGUUUCCUUCCGGGUCCUACGGAUCGGUCUGGACCAAAGGUUAUCUGGUCCUCCUUUCUGCUUAGUUUCAGUCCAUCUAACCAGAACCAACCAUCAGGGAUUGGACCUCUAUCCACACAGCACAGACCUCAGAGCGGUCCGUUCAUUGGUCCGGUUCUGCCUGGAGCAGAACCAUGGGGCAGUAGAACCAUGAGCUCCUCACCUCAAACCACAUGAUGGGCCCUUUAGACUCGUUCCUGUUGACCAGCAGGGGGCAGACUGAGGUUCUUCCUGUCCCAGGGUUGGUUCUGUUCUUCAGUCUUUGGGUUCUUCUGCUGGAUGGUUUGCGGAUCUCCUCUUGUUAUCGGUCCCGUUGCUCAUCAUUCUGCUGCUGCGUCCUCCAGCAGGAAGGGGAGAUAAGAUGGCCGCCAUUACUCUGCUCGUUCUUCCUGAAUCUGUUCUCCGGUCGUUGCUCUUUACUGACGCUCACUCUAACUGCAGAUUUUCUUUGGUUUCUAAUUGUCGGCAACAGUAAACUAAAUUUAUAAAAAUCAAAGAAGAAUAUUCAUGAUGUCAUUCAGGCGGAUGUUUUAAAGCCUUUAUUAUUAUUGUUAUAAUAAUUUUAGAUUAAAAUAUUGAAUCAGAUCAGGAGAACAUGUUGAUACAAAGACAAAACUAUAGUUAAAAAGUUCUGUUAAUGUGACAAACGGGCCUCAUCAGAACAUCCGACCAUCGCUGGAGGCGCCAGAUCCACUGUCUGUUCCUCUGUGCUGGUCCAAAGAUCUUCCUUAGAACAUUCCCGGCGCUCCUAGACUGGUUUAAAUCAGGUGGUCGGUUUGAUUCCUGAAGCACAAACAGCCCAAAGGCAGAACCGAAACUAGGCUACCCAGCAGCCUGAAGUGACCCAUGCUGCCUGGAUCUGAUCUUUUCAUGACAGUCUGAACAUAAAAGAUCCGAUUUUGUCCAAAGCGACCCAGAACACUUGGCUCUGCGGUCCGGAAUCCGUACGAAUCUGAUCUUUUCAAAUGCGACCUGCGUCUGAACGGCCAGGUCGCAUCCAUCCGACCUGAACACCAUUAAUACCCGACAAAGGUCACUUUUCUUGCUAUGCAGAAGCAGCAAGAAAAACAACCAUGGCAGACGAUGAUGCAGAGAUCAGUAUUUAGCUUCAACCAUCUUGAAAUGAUUGCUUACUGCACGGGCUAAGGUUGAGAUGUUCUCCAGCACUACCAUCCAUAUUUACUUCCUAAACACAGAGCAUGCUGGCUUGUGAUGUCACUGCGUCUUCUACUGCGCAUGCAGGCCAGUUGCGUUGUCUGCAUGUUAACACAGGAGAUCACAUACAGGUCGCACAUAUCUGGAAAUAUGAACGGCAACGCAAAAAAAUGGAAUAAAAAAAAAAAAAUGGAAUUGAGCAUCAAGACCUGCAGUGGGAACGUAGCCUUAGAGGCUGCUGGGCAGAUGUUUCAACAAUCAGAUCAAACAGAUGUUGAGAACUCCUCCGGUGGAUUCAGCAGGCAGUAAAGUGUUUCUAUGCUGAUGUUUUAUUCUGGUCUAUUCGGUUCUAUUUCCUGGUUUCUCUGAUUGGGAGGAAGGAUCCAAACCAUUUCUGACGGAGGAACAGAAAGAAAUCAGUGGGUUCAUCUAAAGAGGAACAGUCUUUAUUUUAAGGUAGCAGAGUUUUGGGGAACCAGCGAUGAAAACGAAGAUAAAUCAGCGAAUCGUCUGCAAAGCAAAAAACAGGAAUCAUUGUUGAAGGAAAACUUGAUUAUUUGGAUGGUUUAUGUUCUAGCUUUGCUUCCACACAUCAGACCCGGUUCCUCCAGAUGCUCAGCACCAACUGGACUUGAUCGGGUCAAAGUUCUACCUUCAGGCAGGUGGAUCACAGGAACCUGGAGCCCAGGUUUGCCUCCAGAACCAGAACCGACACCAGAAUUCCUUGUUUUUGGAACAAACUGGAACAAUAAGGUUGGUUCUGGAGAACAAUUCCAGUCCGGUCUAUGUACUUUAAAUGCUUUAGUUCCUGGUUCAGUCCAAUAACUAACAGAACCGAUCAGCAGGACGGCAAAACUCCAAUAAUCUCAAAACCAGAACAUCUGGAAGAAGAGAACUGACAGAACCUGCUGGAUGCAGCUGGGCCGGGCCCUGAAGAACCAACCAGCUCUGAUGGUCUACUAUCUAAGGACUGAAUAUGUUGGCUUCACUCUAUGUGAUACUGAUCUAUCUCCAUUAAAGAUACGCAGAUAUAGAUGUGUGUAGCAUAGAUGUUCAGGUAAAUAUCAGAGGACUCCAGUCUCCUUAGCUACAGAACCUGCUAAAUGUCUCGUUGCUAACCGUCACCUCCGGCCUGACCUGGGGGGC
Molecule: messenger RNA, 5089 nt
Organism: Cyprinodon tularosa
Lineage: Eukaryota; Metazoa; Chordata; Actinopteri; Cyprinodontiformes; Cyprinodontidae
Product: mitofusin-1-like
Exons: 17
Coding region: 221-2458 (745 amino acids)
Biological process (GO): mitochondrial fusion; mitochondrion localization
Cellular component (GO): mitochondrial outer membrane
Molecular function (GO): GTPase activity; GTP binding
Source: RefSeq, a predicted model, not a curated record